Molecule: messenger RNA, 1467 nt
Organism: Paramecium tetraurelia
Lineage: Eukaryota; Ciliophora; Oligohymenophorea; Peniculida; Parameciidae
Exons: 2
Biological process (GO): peptidyl-serine phosphorylation; autophagy; autophagosome organization
Cellular component (GO): cytoplasm; autophagosome
Molecular function (GO): protein serine/threonine kinase activity; ATP binding
Source: RefSeq, a predicted model, not a curated record
AUGAUUGAAUAAUAUAAGGUUCAUGAAUAAAUUGGACAAGGCGAGUUUGGAAAGGUCUAUAGAGCAACCAAUCUUCUUACUUAGACGGUGGUUGCCAUUAAAAGUGUCGAUGUGAUCAAAUUUAAUGAAACACCUAAAUUACUUGAAUUGAGCAUGCAAGAAAUAGAAGUGCUUUAAAAGCUUUAACAUUGUCCAUAUGUUGUUAAAUUCAUUGAAUUAAUUAAAGCAACUCAUCAAUAUCAUUUCGUUUAUGAAUAUUGUUCAGGAGGCCCACUCGAUAAAUUGUUGCUUUUGUAAGGACACUUUACAGAGAGAAAAUCCUUAGAGAUAAUUUAUCAAUUAAUUCAAGCAUUUAAGGUUCUUAGAGAAAACUCAAUCAUUCAUCGAGAUCUAAAACCAUCAAACAUUUUAAUCCACAAUGGAAUUUACAAAUUAGCAGAUUUUGGAUUCUGUAAACCCAUCAAAAACGAUGUUACAGCCACCAUGUUGGGAUCACCAAUAUACAUGGCCCCAGAAGUCCUCAGAGGCCUUUCCUAUAAUAGUAAGGCCGAUAUCUGGAGUCUGGGAGCUGUCCUAUAUGAAUUAUUGAUAGGUAAGUGUCCAUUCGAAGAGAAAUCCAUUGCUAAAUUAAUUACCGCUCAAGAUGAAUCCGAUUGGGUGAUACCUCCCCAAUUUCAUUUUACAAAAUAAACAAUCACUUUGCUGAAAUCAAUGCUCAUUAAAGAUCCAACUAAACGAUGCACUUGGGAAUACUUAUUCAAAAUUCCUUUAAAAAGUGAUGGGGAGUUUAGUGGAGAUUUGGAUCUUUAUUCGGAUAAACCAGAGCAGAAUAUUCUAUAGCCAUCUAAUAGUAAUACCAAUAAUGUAAGCAUCUUGUAAGAGAUCGUCAAUGAAAGAUGCAAAGUCUAAUUCAUGUGUUCAACUGCCCAUACUAUUUUGGAAUAGUCACAGAACAAAGAAUCUCCACUAAUAGCAUACUAUCUGUUGUUGUUGGCCAAUAACAGAGGGCAACAAUUGUUAAGUGUUAUCAAAAACCAAUGCACUACUGCUACUGAGUACUUUAGUUUAAACAAAUUAUCGAUCCACCUCAAAUAGUCAUAAGAUAAUCGAUUAUAAUCCAACUUUGAAUUCACACGAUUGGUUGAAACUAUUGCCAAGGAAGUUGAUUAAUUGAAUAAUGGAUUAAAAGAUUACAAAGUGAUAUUAGAUGCCUAAUCCCUAGAAAUUAGAGAUAAUUAUAGAUAGAAUAUUAAGAACUAUGUAAACCAAAUCAAAUAAUCUAAUUAUGUGGCUUUCUUAGAUACCAAUUAAGAAAAAACCCUCUUAUCCCAUUGUGUCUAAGUCUUAGAUGCAUUGUAAGUUGAUAAAUUUAUGAAUUCUAAUAUUGAUCCUACUAUGGAUGCUUAUUUGGAAAUUAGAUCAAUGACCAAAAAGUAGUUAUUAGAGAGAUUUGAUACUUUAUAAUGA